UCUCUACGCCCAAUUUUUUGUCAAAAAAUUCGUUGAGUUUUAUGAAAUUAAGAUUUUUCUUGGUUCGUAUUAGGGUUCUUGGAUUGAGUAACUGGAACUCUCAUAUGUAGAAUUGGACAACUGCAAGGAUAUUUUUCUAUGUUAAAACUUUCUUUCAUCAAUGGGUAGGAAGAAGUCUCGUCCAAUUAGGUCAGGUGGGAUUUCUGAUGUCCCGUGUACGAGCGGUAAUAAGCCGGACCAAGAGAACAGUGUGGGUUGUAAAUUGGAAAAUGUAGAAAAUAGUUGUCAGAGUCCUGAUCAUUUGAAGCCGUUUCACGUUGAAGUUGAUAGAAGUAGUUGGGAUUCCGAUGAGAAGUUUGGCGUAGCAGAAAUAGUUCUUAAUAUUGUGAACUUUGCCGAUGAAAAAACUCAAAUUAGAUUAAGUGAAGAAAUCCCCGGAAAACUCUAUCCUUGCCUUCGAUUCAGCUUGUAUGGCGUUGAUGAAGGUUCCUUUAGGUUAGGUCAUUGGCCUGUCUUACCUGCUGAUAGUAUUGUUCUAGAGAAGGUUGCUUUAGAGAAAGACGGUACCUCGGAGGAGAGCGAGGAAGCUAUCAUACCUUUUUUCUCUGGUAUUUUUGAUGGUCCAGAUGAGGGUGUUUCUGGUCUUGUACACUUAGUCAGUUUGAAGUUCUUAACACUGAGAAGUAUCCAUGAAGUUGGAGAAUCUUGUGCCAACUCAUCUGUGAAGUUUAGAGUAGAAAUACUGAAAAGUGCUCUACAUGCUGGUGAAUCUCUCUUGGAGAUUGCUAGGCAGCCAUGGAGAAAGAGUAUGAUAAAUGUCAUGUAUUGGCUACGACCAGAAGUUGUAACAUCAGAAGCUAUAUACAGAAUAAGUAGAUCAGAAUUGGAGGUUGUGGAUGAAUAUGAAGAAACAAUGAAAAAUGUUGGUUCAAGAAAAAAUGUUGAAUUUGAUGCUGCCGGAUUUUAUGAAGCCAUUAAGCCUUCCAAAGAUGAACCUAGAUUGGAUUCUGAACUUCCUGAUUUGCUUCCACGUUUGAGACCAUAUCAGCGGCGAGCCACUUAUUGGAUGGUGCAGCGAGAGAAAGGAGCAAUAGAUUCAUCAAGCAAAAAGAUGCAAGAGUCUCUGACUGCACCAUUUUGCGUACCGGUUACUUCUCUUGAAAGAAAUUCCACAUUGUUCUAUAACCCUUUCAACGGAAGUGUUUCUUUAUAUCAAGAAUCCUCUCCAAUGUAUGUUUCUGGUGGUAUCUUAGCUGAUGAGAUGGGCCUGGGGAAAACUGUGGAAUUGCUGGCCUGCAUCUUCAUGCAUCGUCGGUCAUCUUCGCAAGACAGUAUCAUCCCUGAAAAUGAU
This is a messenger RNA of Asparagus officinalis (garden asparagus), 1351 nucleotides long. RefSeq lists its product as uncharacterized. The record is from RefSeq and is a predicted model, not a curated record. Lineage: Eukaryota; Viridiplantae; Streptophyta; Magnoliopsida; Asparagales; Asparagaceae. Gene Ontology annotation, molecular function: ATP binding; ATP-dependent chromatin remodeler activity. The annotation marks the transcript as partial. The transcript has 6 exons.